AUGAAAAUACGUUAUGUGAAUGCUCAGUUUCCUGGCAGCAAUCACGACUCCCACAUAUGGAAUGUCAGCAAUGCUCGUUAUUUUCAUGAGAAAAAGUACCUCGAUGGUGAACGGAACACUUGGCUUUUGGGAGAUGCUGGAUAUGCCUUAGAACCAUUGUUAAUGACACCAUUCCGUACCCCUCCCUCAGGAAGCCCAGAAGAGAAAUGUAAUAAAAUACAUUCAAAAGCGAGAAAUACCGUUGAAAGAACCAUAGGAGUUUUUAAAAAUCGAUUUAGAUGUCUUCUGGGUGCUCUUUAG
Bactrocera latifrons is the source of this 300-nucleotide messenger RNA. RefSeq names its product putative nuclease HARBI1. The transcript has 3 exons. Bases 1 to 300 code for a protein of 99 amino acids. The record is from RefSeq and is a predicted model, not a curated record. Lineage: Eukaryota; Metazoa; Arthropoda; Insecta; Diptera; Tephritidae.